AUGAAAUUUUUAAGUGCUGGAUUAAUUGUUAUUGGCUGUUUGCUGGCCCAUAUUAGUGCCGCUCCCUUGGAAAGUACAACACACCAACCUGAAACACAGCAAGCCCCUCUUCAAGUUGCAGUGCCUUUACCCGAAAUAAUUCAUGAUCAUGAACCCAUCGCCAACCCUAGUGAGCAAGUUUUAACUGUGGUGCCUGUCACUCUGCUGGAUGUUGAGCCUGUAGUGGAAGCAACUGGCACUGCAACUGAUGACUCCACUGUGCGUAAUGCCCGUGGCCUGGGAGGCUUGGGUCUUGGCAAAUUUGGUGGCUUAGGUUUGGGCUUCAAAGGAGGUUUUGGUGGAUUUGGAGGUCUUGGCGGUUUGCAUGGCUUUGGUGGUGGUCUUCAUGGUUUUGGUUUCAAGCCCAUGUUCUUCAAACACUUUGGUUAA
Stomoxys calcitrans (stable fly) is the source of this 429-nucleotide messenger RNA. Its product is annotated as claw keratin-like. The coding region runs from base 1 to 429 and encodes 142 amino acids. The transcript has a single exon. The record is from RefSeq and is a predicted model, not a curated record. NCBI's taxonomy places the organism in Eukaryota, Metazoa, Arthropoda, Insecta, Diptera, Muscidae.